Vigna umbellata (rice bean) is the source of this 1250-nucleotide messenger RNA. RefSeq names its product putative protein phosphatase 2C-like protein 44. Lineage: Eukaryota; Viridiplantae; Streptophyta; Magnoliopsida; Fabales; Fabaceae. The record is from RefSeq and is a predicted model, not a curated record. Gene Ontology annotation, molecular function: protein serine/threonine phosphatase activity. Gene Ontology annotation, biological process: protein dephosphorylation.
AAUAUUGAUUUCAUAGUAUCUGAUCAAAUCCUUAUACAAAGAAAAUGGGAAUAAGAGACUUCCAUAUCAGGCUUAAGGCAUUCAGGGUGAAACGUUUUUUCUUUGGAAGAAGGAGAAACAAAUGGAGAGGAAACAAGCCUUCAUGGAUGAUUCCAAUAUCACAUGGCCAUCAUGUGGUGGAGCAUCAUGUGAUCAAAGGUGGUUCUGAUGACUCAGAGUUUGAUUCAGUUGUGAUACAGAGGGAGCAGAUGGAUCACACAGAACUGUGGUAUUUUGGAAUCUUUGAUGCUGUUGUUGGAGAUGGAGUUACAAAGUUUGUGCAGUCCCAUUUCUUUGGCAAGAAGCUCAAAGAGUGUCAUAUGAGGAGAAAAGGCAAAGAAACACUGAAGAGAGCUUAUCUAGGUGUAAGAACAAAGAUCAGAGAGGCACUGAAGCCAGAAGAGGAGAUAUGCAGAAUAGGUUCAACAUCAGUGAUGGUGAUAAAUGGAGAAAAGCUAGUGAUAGCCAACAUGGGAGAUUACAGAACUGUUUUGUGCAGAAAUGGUGUCGCUUAUCAGACAACUGGCAGACACAGUCAUUCAGCCAAGAGAAAUUGGUAUAGCAGACUCUUUUCAGUACGCAUGAUAGCUUGUGAAUCAGGCAACACAACAGGUACAAAGCAUUCUAAAGGCUCAGAACUUGUGGUGGGAGGUGAUAGAAUCGACUGUGAUACUGAAUUUUUGAUCCUUGCAAGCAGUGGCAUAUGGGAGGUGAUGAAGAACCAAGAGGCUGUGAGUCUCAUAAGACACAUAGAAGAUCCACAAGAAGCAGCUGAGUGCUUGGCAAAGGAAGCUUUGAUCAGGAUGAGCAGAAGCAAAAUUUCAUGCUUAGUCAUUCGCUUUGACUGAUUCUUCACCUUAAGGGUGUAACCUUGAGCUUUGUUGAAUCAUGCCACCAUAAUUGGUGUGUCCUAGUUGCAGCAAUUGUAGCCAACAAACUUACUUAUCAGACUUCAAGAUAUGGAUAGAGAACUUGAUGAGUUCAACACACAACUAGAUUAUCUAGCUGUUUGUACUUUCAUCAUGCCAAAACUCAACAAAAAUAGAACAACAUGGUGAUGACAAAAUUAAGUAUUUUCUUCUGUAAUUCCUAAGUGAUUUGCACUAAUGUUCACAAAGGUUGUUCAUUUCUUUUUCUAUCACUGAUUUUUUUCUGAGCUAAUUUGGUUUACAUUGCAAUUGUACGACUCUCAUUCAAUAUGACUUUUAAGU